Messenger RNA from Colletotrichum chrysophilum, 1371 nucleotides. RefSeq lists its product as uncharacterized. Gene Ontology annotation, biological process: seryl-tRNA aminoacylation. The transcript has 5 exons. Gene Ontology annotation, molecular function: tRNA binding; serine-tRNA ligase activity; ATP binding. NCBI's taxonomy places the organism in Eukaryota, Fungi, Ascomycota, Sordariomycetes, Glomerellales, Glomerellaceae. Bases 1 to 1371 code for a protein of 456 amino acids. The record is from RefSeq and is a predicted model, not a curated record. Gene Ontology annotation, cellular component: cytosol.
AUGCUCGAUCUCCAAGAUUUCAUCAAGGAGCGCGGCGGCGACCCGGAGAAGAUCCGCGAGUCCCAGCGCCGUCGCCAUGCCCCGAUCGAGGCCGUCGACGAGGUCAUUGCCCUGUGGGAAGACCACCGCAAGACCCAGUACGCCGCCACCCAGAUCGGCAGCGACAUCAACGCGACGCAAAAGGAGAUUGGCAUGAAGAAGAAGAACAAGGAGAACGCCGACGACCUGCUCAAGAAGAAGGAGGACCUGCAGAAGCAGAAGAAGGAGAAGGAGGACGAGGCCGUGGCGAAGCUCAAGGUGCUCAACGCCAAGGCGAAGAGCAUCGGCAACUACGUCCACGAGUCUGUCCCCGUUAGCGACAACGAGGACAACAACGUCACCGAACGCGAGUGGAAGCCCGAGGCCGGACUGGGCGCCAAGACGGAGGAGACCCUUUCCCACCACCAGGUCGUCACGCGUCUGGCCGGCUACGACUCCGAGAGGGCCGUCAAGCUUGUCGGACACAGAGGUUACUGCUUGACCGGCUACGGUCUGUUGCUGAACCAGGCUCUGAUCCAGUACGGUAUCGCAUUCCUCUUCAACAGGGGCUACACGCCCAACCAGCCCCCCUUCAUGAUGAAGCGCGAGGAGAUGGCCAAGACUGCCCAGCUUGAGCAGUUCGACGAGGAGCUGUACAAGGUCACCGGCGAUGGCGAGGAGAAGUACCUCAUCGCCACCUCCGAGCAGCCCCUCUCUGCCCUGCACAGCGAGGAGUGGAUUCAGGCCAGCCAGCUGCCCAUCAAGUACGCCGGUUACAGCACGUGCUUCCGUAAGGAGGCCGGCAAGCACGGUAAGGAGGCCUGGGGUCUGUUCCGUAUCCACCAGUUUGAGAAGAUCGAGCAGUUCGUCUUUUGCAAGCCCGAGGACAGCUGGAAGCACUUUGACGAGAUGAUUGCCAACUCCGAGGAGUUCUACAAGUCCCUCGGACUGCCCUACCGCGUCGUUUCCAUCGUCUCUGGCGCCCUGAACAACGCCGCCGCCAAGAAGUACGACCUCGAGGCCUGGUUCCCCUUCCAGCAGGAGUACAAGGAGCUCGUCUCCUGCUCCAACUGCACCGACUACCAGACCCGCGAGCUCGAGGUCCGCUACGGUGUCAAGAAGGCCAAGGAGGCCCCCGGCGGCGGACGCAAGGAGUACGUCCACGCCCUCAACGCCACGCUCUGCGCCACCGAGCGCACCCUCUGCUGCAUCAUGGAGAACUACCAGACUCCCGACGGCUUCGAGGUACCCGAGGUGCUGCGCAAGUACAUCCCCGGCGAGCCCGAGUUUUUGCCGUACGUGGCGGAGUUGCCCAAGGAGAUUACCGUCGUCGCUGGCCAGAAGAAGAAAUAG